AUGGAGGAAGUGGCCAAGCACAACACCAAGGAGGAUUGCUGGGUUGUGCUCUAUGGCAAGGCCUACGACUUGACGAAGUUCGCCAAGGUCCACCCGGGCGGUGCCAAGCUCAUCACUGACGCCGCCGGCAUGGACGCCACGCAGAUCUUCGAUCCCAUCCACCCCAAGGAUAUCAUGGACAAGCUCCUCAAGCCCUCCUUGACCAUGGGAGUGGUGGAUGCUGCCACCAUCAAGCCCGAGCAUGUGGCCAAGAUUCCUGAGGCGCCCAAGCCCGCGCCGAAGAAGAAGAAGGUCGAUUCCAGUGACCAGGCAGAGGAAGAGGUCGAGGAAUUCAAGAAGCCGCCGCUGAACGCCAUGCUGAACACCUUCGACUUCGAGUCCGUGGCCCGCGAGGUCAUGGAGCCACAAGCCUGGGGCUACUACUCCUCGGGCGGCGACGACGAGAUCACGCUCCGCGACAACCACAUGGCCUUCCAGCGCAUCACCAUGCGCCCGCGCAUCCUGGUGAACGUCCGGGAGAUCGACAUGUCCACCCAGAUUCUGGGCGUGCCGGCCUCUUUGCCUCUCUACUUCACUGCGACCGCCCUGGCGAAGUUGGCCCAUCAGGACCGGCGGGGCGACGGACGUGGAGCGGGCGCGACGGACGGGGAGCGGGACGGCGAGGUCGCCAUCGUGAAGGCGGCUAAGAAGGCUGGAGUGCCUUACAUGCUGCCCACCUUGAGCAGCUACACCUUGGACGAAAUGUUGGCCGCCAGGGCUCCUGACCAGACGGUCUUCUCCCAACUCUACGUGAACCCCGAGCGCUCCAGGUCCGAGGAGUACGUGCAGAAGUUGGAGCAGGCGGGUGUCCAGGCGCUCUUUGUGACGGUGGACGCCCCACAGCUGGGCCGACGGGAGAAGGACAUGAGGAACAAGUUCACCCAACAGGGCUCGGACGUGCAAGGCGACGACGAGGAAGAAGGCGGUGUGGAUCGUUCUCAGGGUGCCACGCGCGCCAUCAGCAGCUACAUCGAUCCGGGGCUCAACUGGGAGGACGUGCCUUGGUUGAAGAGCAUCACCAAGAUGAAGGUCUUGCUGAAGGGAGUGCAGUGUGCGGAGGAUGCCGUGAUGGCCUUCAAGGCCGGGCUGGCGGGCUGCGUCUUGUCGAACCACGGCGGAAGGCAGCUGGACACCUGCCGUCCCGGCAUUGAGGUCUUGCCUGAAGUCAUGGAGGCCUUGAAGGAGGCAGGCGCCACCAAGGAGAACUUUGCGGUCUUCAUCGAUGGCGGCGUGCGCCGCGGUGGCGAUAUCUUCAAAGCCGUGGCACUGGGUGCACAGGCGCGGAGUGGCUGGCCCCACGUGUCGUGCCGGGCGAGUGAAGUGUGCCAAACAUGCCAAACAUGGGACGGAAAGGCGGGCCUUUGGCCGGGGCAAGUGAGCUUUUAG
Durusdinium trenchii is the source of this 1425-nucleotide messenger RNA. NCBI's taxonomy places the organism in Eukaryota, Dinophyceae, Suessiales, Symbiodiniaceae. The record is from the annotation of a GenBank genome assembly.